AUGGCUCAGCUAUAUCUGAAGAAACGCCGGGCUCCCUUGUAUGUGGUGGAAGACCAACGAAGGGAUGACUUGGGCUCCUCCACCUGCCUCACAGCCUGUUGGACUGCUCUCUGUUGCUGCUGUCUGUGGGACAUGCUCACCUGA
This is a messenger RNA of Orycteropus afer afer, 144 nucleotides long. The record is from RefSeq and is a predicted model, not a curated record. Lineage: Eukaryota; Metazoa; Chordata; Mammalia; Tubulidentata; Orycteropodidae.